Molecule: messenger RNA, 15373 nt
Organism: Electrophorus electricus (electric eel)
Lineage: Eukaryota; Metazoa; Chordata; Actinopteri; Gymnotiformes; Gymnotidae
Source: RefSeq, a predicted model, not a curated record
CGCUGGCGCCUUGUACUGAGCGGACUUGAGUGACAGGCUGCAGCGUACCUGGGCUCCUCAGGCUCCCCUGUAUGGCUGUGGAUUAGCUAUAUGCUAAUAACGACAGGAGUGAGGAGCGGCGGCGAGGAGCUGCGAGCCCACAGCGGAGGCUAACAAAGUCUGAGCAGGCUCCAGAAUGGCCAUGGCUGAAGGCGAAGGGGAAGAUGAGAUACAGUUCUUACGGACAGAUGAUGAGGUGGUCCUGCAGUGUGUGGCGUGCAUCCAGAAGGAGAAUCGCAAGUUCUGCCUCUCUGCUGAGGGAUUCGGCAAUCGGCUAUGCUACCUGGAACCCACCUCAGAGGCCAAGUAUAUUCCUCCAGACCUGUGCAUCUGUAACUUUGUGUUGGAGCAGUCACUUUCUGUAAGGGCACUGCAGGAGAUGCUGGCCAAAACUGGGCAAAGUAAUGACAGGCUCAUUAGAAAGGCAGCCCAUGGAGGCGGACACAGAACACUGCUGUAUGGACACGCCAUCCUCCUCCGACACUCCCUCAGUGGAAUGUACCUGACUUGUCUGAAGACGUCCAGGUCUCUGACAGAUAAGUUGUCUUUUGAUGUGGGCCUUCAGGAGGACUCCACAGGUGAGGCGUGUUGGUGGACUAUCCACCCUGCCUCUAAGCAGAGAUCCGAAGGGGAGAAAGUACGUAUCGGUGAUGACCUGAUCCUCGUCAGUGUGUCAUCUGAACGCUACCUUCACCUGUCCCUCUCUAAUGGCAGUGUUCAGGUAGAUGCGUCCUUCAUGCAGACACUGUGGAAUGUCCAUCCAACAUGCUCGGGCAGCAGCGUGGAGGAAGGAUAUCUCCUUGGUGGUCAUGUGAUACGCUUGUUCCAUGGGCAUGAUGAGGUCCUGACGAUCCCAGCUUCAGAUCAGAGCGAAGAGCAGCAGAGAAUAGUCAACUACGAGUCAGGCAAAGUGGGAGUCAAGGCCCGGUCUCUAUGGAGAUUGGAACCUCUACGGAUCAGUUGGUGUGGCAGUCACAUCCGCUGGGGGCAGCCGUUCCGUCUACGCCAUCUCACCACUGGCCAGUACCUGGCCCUGUCUGAUGACUCAGGCCUACUUCUGCAGGACAGAGAGCAGUCGGACACGGCCUCCACCGCCUUCUGCUUCCGUGCCUCCAAGGAGAAGCUGGAGCAGAGCCCCAGGCGGGACAUAGAGGGCAUGGGUGUGGCUGAGAUCAAGUACGGCGACUCGCUCUGCUUCGUCCUGCACGUAGCUACGGGCCUAUGGCUCUCCUACCAGGCACCUGACGUGAAGUCUGCCCGUCUGGGCUCCCUCAAGAGACGAGCCUACCUCCACGCAGAAGGGCACAUGGACGAUGGCUUCACCCUCCAGCGCUGUCAGCAUGAGGAGUCACGCGCCGCCCGCAUCAUACGGAACACAACCAGACUCUUCAGCCGCUUCAUCAGGGAUCUGGACGGGCUAACUGGGAAGAACCGCAUGGCUGUGCUGCUCCCCAUCCAGGAAGUUCUCCAGACACUCAAGGACCUCAUCACCUACUUCCAGCUACCCGAUGCUGAACUGGAGCAUGAGGAGAAGCAGAUUAAGCUUCGAUCGCUCAAGAACCGGCAGAACCUCUUUAAACAGGAGGGGAUGCUGACGCUGGUGUCAGACUGCAUCGAUCGACUGAGCGUGUACAAUAGCGCGGCACACUUCAGUGAGUGUGCGGGGGAGGAGGCAGGACUGGCCUGGAAGGACAUUCUUCACCUUCUCUAUGCGCUGCUGGCUGCUCUGAUUCGAGGGAACAGGAACAAUUGCACACAGUUCUCCCACAACCUGGACUGGUUGGUCAGUAAGCUGGAGAGACUGGAGUCAUCCUCAGGAAUUCUCGAGGUCCUGCACUGCAUCCUGAUUGAGAGCCCGGAGGCGCUCAAUAUCAUCCAGAGAGGGCACAUCAAGUCCAUCAUCGCGCUGCUGUACAAACAUGGUCGCAACCACAAGAUCCUCGAUGUGCUCUGUUCUCUCUGUGUCUGCAAUGGAGUAGCAGUAAGAGCCAAUCAAAACCUCAUCUGUGAUCACUUGCUCCCAAAGAGAGACCUGUUACUCCAGACAAGACUGGUCAAUGAUGUCCAAAGUAUGAGACCCAACAUCUUUCUGGGCGUUAGGGAAAGUUCUGCUCAGUAUAAGAAGUGGUACUUUGAACUGAUGAUCGACCAGGUGGAGCACUUUGUGACCAGCGAGCCCUCUCACCUGCGGGUGGGGUGGGCCUCCACCAAAGGCUAUGCCCCCUACCCCGGUGGUGGAGAAGGCUGGGGGGGCAAUGGGGUUGGGGAUGACCUCUAUUCCUACGGCUUCGAUGGACUUCACUUGUGGUCAGGGAGGAUCCCUCGACGCGUGGCCUCGGUGAACCAGCACAUACUCACAUCAGACGACGUGGUCAGCUGCUGCCUAGACCUGACUGCCCCCAGCAUUUCCUUCAGGAUUAAUGGGCAGCCUGUGCAGGGCAUGUUCGAGAGCUUCAACACGGACGGCCUCUUCUUCCCCGUGGUCAGCUUCUCAGCCGGGGUCAGGGUGCGCUUCCUCCUGGGUGGUCGUCACGGAGAAUUCAAGUUCUUGCCGCCGUCAGGCUAUGCCCCAUGUUACGAGGCUCUUCUGCCCAAGGAGAAGAUGCGUGUGGAGCCUGUGAAGGAGUACAAGAGGGACAUGGACGGAGUGAGGGACCUGCUGGGCACCACACAGUUCCUUUCACAGGCGUCAUUCAUACCCACACCCGUGGACACCUCUCAGAUUGUCAUGCCUCCUCACCUGGAGAAAGUGCGUGACAGACUGGCUGAAAACAUCCACGAGCUCUGGGCCAUGAACAAGAUCGAAAUGGGCUGGUCUUACGGCAAGAUGAGGGAUGAUAAUAAGAGACAGCAUCCCUGCCUUGUGGAUUUCUCCAAACUACCUGAAACAGAGAGGAAUUACAACCUGCAGAUGUCAACGGAGACCUUGAAGACCCUGCUGGCAGUGGGAUGCCACAUUGUUCAGGUCCAUGUCAGCAUUGAGGAAGAGCUACAGAAAGUCAAACUCCCCAAGAACUACAUGAUGUCAAAUGGCUACAAACCCACUCCGCUGGACUUGUCUGACGUGAAGCUGACCUCUGGCCAAGAGCUCCUGGUGGACAAGCUUGCGGAGAACGCUCACAACGUUUGGGCCAAAGACCGGAUCAAGCAGGGCUGGACCUAUGGCAUUCAGCAGGAUGUGAAAAGCAAGCGUAAUCCUCGCCUGGUGUCGUAUUCUUUGCUUGAUGAGCGCACAAAGAAGUCAAACCGGGACAGUCUCCGUGAGGCCAUCCGCACGCUUAUUGGAUAUGGCUAUAACAUUGAGCCUCCUGACCAGGAGGGUGGCCAUGUUGUGGAGAGGCUGAGCAUCGACAAGAUCCGCUUCUUCCGCUUGGAGAGGACAUACGCAGUGAGAAAGGGCAAGUGGUACUUUGAGUUCGAGACAGUGACCGGCGGAGACAUGAGGGUGGGCUGGGCUCGGCCGGGCCUGCGGCCCGAUGUGGAGCUGGGCACUGAUGACCAGGCUUACGUCUUCGAUGGCUACAGGGGCCACCGCCUCCACCAGGGUAGCCGGCUGUUUGGCCGCUGCUGGCGCGCUGGGGACGUGGUGGGCUGCAUGAUCAACAUGGAGGACAAGUCCAUGAUCUUCACGCUCAAUGGAGAGAUCCUUAUCACCAACAAGGGCUCAGAGCUUUGUUUCACUGACUUUGAGACUGAGGAUGGCUUUAUUCCGGUCUGCAGCUUGGGGCUUUCACAGGUGGGUCGGAUGAACCUGGGCAAGGAUGCCAGCACGUUCAAGUACUACACCAUGUGUGGCCUGCAGGAGGGCUUCGAACCUUUCGCUGUCAACAUGAACAGAGAAGUCACCAUGUGGUUCAGCAAGCGUUUGCCUACUUUUGUCAAUGUUCCAAAGCAUCACUGUCAUAUUGAGGUUACACGGAUCGACGGCACUGUGGACGGCCCGCCUUGUCUGAAAGUGACACACAAGACAUUUGGAACACAGAACAGCAACGCUGACAUGGUUUUUCUCCGCCUGAGCAUGCCUGUGGAGUUCCACCCCACCAUCAGGAACAGCGCCAGCGCUGAUGUGAACGGCGUGCACGAUGAGGAGCCGCUCAAACUCCGACAUAGGCAUCCUGUGAAAUCUCUGAAACAUACAGAGGACAUGAGGAGAAGUGACUAUAGUAGCAUAACCUCUUACUACCACUCGGUCAGGGUGUUUGCUGGUCAAGAUCCCUCCUGCGUGUGGGUUGGCUGGGUCACCCCUGACUACCAUUACUACAGUAACCUGUUCAACCUCAGCAAGAACCGGACUGUGACCGUUACACUGGGGGACGAGCGAGGCCGGGUCCAUGAGAGUGUAAAGAGGAGUAACUGCUACAUGGUGUGGGGAGGGGACAUCUUUAGUGUGAACCAUUCCUCCAGCCGCAGUAAUGUGGAUUUAGAGAUCGGUUGCCUAAUCGAUUUGGCUACUGGCUUGGUGGCCUUUAUUGUCAAUGGCAAAGAGCUGGCAACCUCAUAUCAGGUGGAACCCAACACAAAGCUUUUCCCUGCUGUGUUUGUACGACCCACCAGUCCGAAUCUGUUCCAGUUUGAGCUAACCAAGAUCAAGAACGCCAUGCCUUUAUCAUCAGCAAUCUUCAAGAGCGAGCACAAGAACCCGGUCCCGCAGUGCCCACCGCGGCUGGACGUCCAGACCAUCAAGGCAGUGCUGUGGAGCCGGAUGCCCAACACUUUCCUGAAGGUGGAAACAGCCCGCGUGAGCGAGAGGCAUGGCUGGCAGGUGCAGUGCCUGGAACCCCUGCAGAUGCUGGCCGUGCAUAUACCAGAGGAGAACCGGUGUGUGGACAUCAUGGAGCUCUCUGAGCAGGAAGACCUCCGCAAGUUCCAUUACCACACACUAAAGCUCUAUUGCGCACUCUGUGCCCUCGGCAACACUCGCAUAGCCCACGCACUUUGUAGCCACCUGGACCAAUCCCAGCUCCUCUACACCAUUGACAACCAAUACUUGUCGGGGAUGCUGCGCGAAGGGUUCUACAACGUGCUCAUCAGCAUCCACCUGGAGACAGCCAAAGCUGCCAGACUCAUGAUGAACAAUGAGUUCAUCAUCCCAGUCACUGCAGAGACCCGUAGCAUCCGGCUUUUUCCGGAUGCCUCCAAGCGCCACCAGCCUCCAGGUGUGGGACUGAGCACAUCCCUAAAACCCAGACUCAGUUUUGCUCCACCUUGCUUCAUCACCACCAAACGUGACCAGCACCUCUACAGUCCCGAAAUCCCCUUGGAUGUUCUGAGGGAGAAAGCAAUUAGCAUGCUAACAGAGGCCGUCCAAGGAGGAGGGGACCACAUCCGGGACCCGGUUGGGGGCAGUGUGGAGUACCAGUUUGUGCCCAUUCUACGGCUCAUUUGCACACUACUGACCAUGGGUGUGCUAGCCAGUCAGGACGUUCACAAGAUCCUGCUCCUGAUUGAGCCAAGUGUAUUUGGAGAGCAGAGGGAGGACAUGGUGGGUGAGGCCAUGGAGAAGGAGGGUGUGACGGGGGCAGAGGAGAAGGCCGUGGAGGCCGGGGAGGAGGAAGCCAAAGACACAAAGCCACCAAUCAGAGGUCUGCUGCAGAAGAAGCUGCCAGAGUCAGUCAAACGGCAGAUGUGUGAACUUCUUCACUACUUCUGUGACUGUGAGCUAAGACACCGCAUUGAAGCCAUCGUGUCCUUCUCUGAUGGCUUCGUAUCAAAGCUACAAUACAACCAGAAGUUCCGAUACAACGAGCUAAUGCAAGCUCUCAACAUGUCAGCUGCUGUCACCGCCAAGAAGACCAAAGAGUUCCGGUCACCUCCGCAGGAGCAGAUCAACAUGUUGCUGAACUUCAGUAUGGGAGAGGACUGUCCAUGCCCGGAAGACAUACAGGACGAGCUCUAUGACUUUCAUGAUGAGCUCCGUCUACACUGUGGUAUUCCUAUGGAAGAGGAGGAAGAGGAGCAGGACACAUCCAUCAAAGGCCGCCUGCUAGCCCUGGUCUACAAGAUCAAGGGACAGCCACACAAAGAGAGACCGCUGGAGAAAGAGCAAGCCGCCCCAUCCAACCUGAAGGAGCUGAUCUCCCAGACCAUGGUGAGCUGGGCUCAGGAGAGCCACAUCCAGGACCCGGAGCUGGUGCGUGUCAUGUUCAGCCUGCUGCGUCGGCAGUACGACAGCAUUGGUGAGCUGCUGCGUGCCAUGCGUAAGAGCUACACCAUCAGCGCCGCCUCUGUGCACGACACAAUCCACCUGCUGGCUUCGCUGGGCCAGAUCCGCUCACUACUCAGCGUGCGCAUGGGUGAGGAGGAGGAGCGGCUCAUGAUCGAUGGCCUGGGUGACAUCAUGAACAACAAGGUGUUCUACCAGCACCCCAACCUGAUGAGGGUACUGGGCAUGCACGAGACUGUAAUGGAAGUUAUGGUGAACGUAUUGGGGGGUGGCAAAUCUCAGGAAAUUGCCUUUCCUAACAUGGUGGCAAGCUGCUGCCGAUUCCUGUGCUACUUCUGCCGAAUCAGCCGCCAGAACCAGAAGGCCAUGUUUGACCACCUGAGCUACCUGCUGGAGAACAGCAGUGUGGGGCUGGCGUCUCCAUCCAUGAGAGGCUCCACACCUCUGGAUGUAGCUGCUUCCUCUGUGAUGGACAAUAACAGUCUUGCACUUGCACUCGAGGAGCCCGACCUUGACAAGGUGGUCACCUAUCUAGCAGGAUGUGGACUGCAGAGCUGUCCCAUGCUGCUCUCCAAAGGCUAUCCGGACAUAGGCUGGAACCCCAUCGAGGGGGAGCGCUAUCUCUCCUUCCUGCGCUUUGCUGUCUUCGUCAAUGGUGAGAGCGUGGAGGAGAACUCUAGCGUGGUGGUGAAGCUGUUGAUUCGUCGACCUGAGUGCUUUGGCCCCGCCCUCCGUGGAGAGGGCGGGAAUGGACUGCUGGCGGCCAUGAAAGAGGCCAUUAAAAUAUCGGAGAUGCCAGCACUGGACCUGCCCAGCAGCACCCAGGGUCUCACAUCAGAUGCGUCCACUGAGGAUGGUGAGGAGGAUGAGGUCGUCCACAUGGGCAAUGCCAUCAUGUCGUUCUACUCUGCCCUCAUCGACCUGCUGGGACGCUGUGCGCCUGAGAUGCACCUGAUUAAUAAGGGCAAAGGGGAGGCUGUUCGAAUCCGUGCCAUCCUGCGUUCUCUUGUGCCCAUCGAAGACCUGGUUGGCAUCAUCAGCAUCCCGCUCCAAAUGCCUGUCGUUAAUAAAGAUGGCAGUGUGACUGAGCCUGACAUGUCUGCCUCUUUCUGCCCGGACCACAAGGCACCCAUGGUGUUGUUUUUGGACCGGGUUUAUGGCAUAGAGGACCAGAGCUUCCUUCUGCACCUGCUGGAGGUGGGCUUCCUCUCCGACCUGCGUGCCGCAGCUUCUCUGGACACGGACACACUGAGGACCACUGAGACAGCUCUAGCAAUGAACCGCUACAUUGGCACAGCCAUGCUGCCGCUGCUCACUCGCUGUGCCCCCCACUUUGCCAGCACUGAGCACCAUGCCACGCUCAUCGACUCCACCCUCCACACCAUCUACCGGCUGUCCAAGGGCUCUGCACUCACCAAAGCUCAGAGAGACGCCAUUGAGGAAUGCCUGCUUGCUGUCUGUAGGCAUUUGAGACCCUCCAUGCUUCAGCAGCUGCUCCGUCGCCUGGUGUUUGACGUGCCUCUGCUGUCUGAGUACUGUAAAAUGGCUCUCAAGCUUUUAACGAACCACUAUGAGCAGAACUGGAAGUACUACUGCCUUCCAUCUGGUUGGGGCAGCUAUGGUAUGGCUUCUGAGGAAGAGCUGCUCCUCACCAAGAAGAUCUUCUGGGGGAUCUUCGAUUCACUCUCCCAAAAGAAGUAUGACCAGGAGCUAUUUAAGAUGGCCAUGCCAUGUCUGAGUGCUCUAGCUGGUGCGCUGCCUCCAGACUACAUUGACUGCUCUAUCUGCACUGCACUGGAAAAGCCAGUCUCAGUGGAUGCACAGGGCAGCUUCGACCCUAGGCCCAUCAGCACCGCCAACAUCUCCCUCCCAGAGAAGCUGGAUUACAUUGCUAAUAAGUAUGCUGAGCACUCUCAUGAAAAAUGGUCCUCGGAGAAGGUAGUUCUGGGCUGGAGGUAUGGAGAUGCCAUGGAUGAGAAAGGAAGGACUCAUCCCAUGCUGAGAUCUUAUAAGUCACUCACAGAAAAGGAAAAGGAGGUUUACCGCUUCCCAGUGAAGGAGUCUUUGAGGAGCAUGCUAGCCAUGGGCUGGAACAUUGACAGGACCAAAGAGGGAGAAACCAUGUUUCAGCAACGGGAGAAAGAGAAAAUGCGUAACAUUUCCCAAACCUCUCAGGGCAGUGGCUUCAACCCGAGCCCAGUCGACAUGAGCAACGUGCUGCUGUCCCGAGAACUGCAGGCUAUGGUGGAGGUGCUGGCUGAAAACUACCACAAUAUUUGGGCCAAAAGAAAAAAGAAUGACUUGGGCACGAAAGGUGGAGGAACACAUCCUUUGUUGGUGCCAUAUGACACCCUUACAGCCAAAGAGAAAUCCAGAGACCGAGAGAAGGCACAGGAACUGUUCCGCUUCCUGCAGAUUAAUGGCUAUGCCAUUACUAGAGGUAUAAAAGACAUGGAGCAGGACUCUUUCUCAAUGGAAAAAAGGUUUACCUAUAAAUUCCUCAGGAAGCUGCUGAAGUAUGUGGAUUCUGCACAGGAGUUCAUUGCUCACCUGGAGGCCAUGGCUAGCAGUGGAAAGAAUGACAGGUCACCUCAUGAGCAAGAAAUCAAGUUCUUUGCCAAGGUUCUUCUUCCUCUGAUAGACCAGUACUUCAAGAACCACUCUCUCUAUUUCCUGUCCUCACCCAGCAAGAACCUAAGCAGCAGUGGCUAUGCUUCCAACAAGGAGAAAAGAGAUGUCUUCAGCCUUUUCUGUAAGCUGGCAGCUCUUGUUAGACACAGGAUCUCUCUCUUUGGAAGCGAUUCAGCCACAAUGUGAGCUGCCUUCAUAUCCUGGCACACCACACUUGACACCAGGACAGUGAUGAAGUCAGGCUCAGAGCUGGUGAAGGCGGGCCUAAGAACAUUCUUUGAGAACGCGGCGGAGGACUUAGAGAAGACCCUAGAGAACCUGAAGCUAGGCAAGUUCACGCACUCCCGCAGCCAGAUGAAGGGUGUGUCGCAGAACAUCAACUACAUUACAGUGGCCCUACUACCCAUCCUCACUGCCCUCGAGCACAUCACCGAGCACCAGUUCGGCACAGACCUGCUGCUGGAUGAUGUCCAGGUGUCAUGCUAUAGGAUCUUGACCAGCCUGUACUCACUGGGAACUGGCAAGAACAUCUAUGUGGAAAGACAGCUUCCGGCUCUGGGGGAGUGUUUGGCCACCCUUGCUGGAGCCAUGCCAGUAGCAUUUCUGGAGCCUGAUCUCAACUCAUACAACCCCUGCUCUGUGUUCAACACCAAGACAGCGCGGGAACGUGCCAUCCUUGGCAUGCCAGACGCCGUGGAAGAGAUGUGUACUGAGGUGCCUCGCCUGGACCGCCUGAUGAAGGACAUCAACGACAUGUCCGAGUCGGGCGCCCGCUAUACAGACAUGCCCCAUGUCAUUGAGGUGGUGCUGCCAAUGCUGUGCAACUACUUGUCCUACUGGUGGGAGAGAGGGCCUGAGAGCCACCCUGCAAGCACAGGCACCGCAUGCAGCACCACCGUCACCUCUGAGCACCUCAGUGUCAUCCUGGGCAACAUCCUAAAGAUCCUCAACAGUAACCUAGACGACGAGGCUUCUUGGAUGAAGAGGAUAGCAGUGUAUGCCCAGCCAAUUAUCAGUAAGGCAAGGGCAGACCUUUUGAAGACGCAUUUCCUGCCUACACUGGAAAAGCUGAAGAAGAAGACUGUGAAGGUAGUGGUGGAGGAGGAGCUUCUAAAAGCUGACAGCAAGGGUGACACCCAGGAGGCGGAGCUUCUCAUCCUGGAUGAGUUUGCAGUACUGUGCAGGGAUCUGUAUGCCUUCUAUCCCAUGCUCAUCCGCUAUGUGGAUAACAAUAGGUCACGCUGGCUGAAAGAGCCUGAUGCUGACUCCAAUGAGCUCUUUAGGAUGGUGGCAGAAAUCUUCAUCCUCUGGUGCAAGUCACAUAACUUUAAGAGAGAGGAGCAGAACUUUGUCGUGCAGAACGAGAUCAACAACCUCUCCUUCCUCACCGGGGACACCAAGACCAAGAUGUCCAAGUUGUUUCUGCCGAAGGUAGGAGGACAGGACCAAGAGAGGAAGCACAAGAAGCGACGUGGCGAGUUAUACUCCAUUCAGACCUCCCUCAUAGUGGCCGCCCUGAAGAAGAUGCUGCCCAUUGGCCUCAACAUGUGCACGCCUGGUGACCAGGAGCUCAUCUCAUUGGCUAAGAUGCGCUACGGCCUGAAAGAUACAGAUGAAGAGGUAAAGGAGCACUUGAAACAGAAUAUGCACCUGCAAGAGAAAUCGGAGGACCCUGCUGUGAGGUGGCAGCUUAACCUGUAUAAGGACGUAGUGGUGAAGAACGAGGGGCCUCCCGACCCACAGCGAACAGUGGAGCGCCUCCAGACCAUCUCAGCUGCUGUGUUCCACCUCGAGCAGGUGGAGCAGCCGUUGAGGUCCAAGAAGUGUGUGUGGCAAAAGCUACUGUCCAAACAACGGAAGCGGGCAGUAGUCGCCUGCUUCCGCAUGGCCCCCCUGUACAACCUACCCAGGCAUCGUUCUAUUAACCUGUUCCUCAUGGGCUAUCAGAGAAUAUGGAUAGAGACAGAGACGUACUCUUUUGAAGAGAAGCUAGUGCAGGAUCUGGCAAGGACACAGCGUAAAGGGGAGGAGGAGGAGGAGGAGGUAGCUGAAGUGCAGCCAGACCCUCUUCAUCAGCUCAUUCUGCACUUUAGUCAUAAUGCUCUGACAGAGAGAAGCUCACUAGAAGAGGAUCCACUGUACAUAGCAUAUGCAGACAUGAUGGCCAAGAGCUGUGCUGAAGAUGAAGAAGAGGAGGAAGAAGGAAAAGAAAAAACUUUUGAGGAAAAGGAGAUGGAAAAACAGAAGACACUGUAUCAGCAGGCAAGAUUACAUGACAGAGGGGCUGCUGAGAUGGUUUUACAGAUGAUAAGUGCCAGCAAAGGUCGACUAGGUGCCAUGGUAACCUUCACUCUCAAGUUGGGUAUCUCCAUUCUCAACGGGGGCAACAUUUUAGUCCAGCAGAAAAUGCUGGACUAUCUAAAGGACAAGCGAGAUGCUGGCUUUUUCAAGAGUCUGUCUGGGCUGAUGCAGUCAUGCAGUGUGCUGGACCUGAAUGCAUUUGAGAGACAUAACAAAGCUGAAGGACUGGGCAUGGUAACUGAGGAAGGCUCAAUCAACGUGAGGGAGCGGGGUUCCAAGGUGCUCCAGAAUGAUGAGUUCACUAAAGACCUUUUCAGGUUCUUGCAGCUACUCUGCGAGGGCCACAACAAUGACUUCCAGAACUUUCUGAGAACUCAGACUGGAAACACAACUACUGUUAAUAUUAUUAUAAGCACAGUGGACUAUCUUCUUCGACUACAGGAGUCCAUCAGUGAUUUUUACUGGUAUUAUUCGGGCAAAGAUGUCAUGGAUGAGGCUGGACAGCAUAAUUUCUCCAAGGCCUUGGCUGUAGCCAAGCAGAUCUUUAAUUCCCUCACUGAAUAUAUCCAGGGUCCAUGUGUCGGCAACCAGCAGAGUCUGGCCCACAGCAGGUUAUGGGAUGCAGUGGUAGGAUUUCUGCACGUCUUUGCCAACAUGCAGAUGAAACUGUCACAGGACUCCAGCCAGAUUGAGUUACUGAAGGAGCUGCUGGAUCUGCAGAAGGACAUGAUAGUCAUGUUGCUUUCCCUUCUGGAAGGUAAUGUUGUAAAUGGAACCAUCGGCAAACAGAUGGUGGACACCUUGGUGGAGUCCUCCAGCAAUGUGGAGAUGAUCCUCAAAUUUUUCGAUAUGUUUCUCAAACUCAAGGACCUCACCUCUUCUGACAGUUUCAAAGAGCAUGACUCUGAAAGCAAGGGAGUCAUUUCCAAAAGAGAAUUCCAGAAGUCAAUGGAAAACCAGAAGCAGUACUCUCAGUCUGAGAUUGAGUUCCUGCUUUCUUGUGCUGAAGCAGAUGAGAAUGACAUGUUCAACUAUGUGGAGUUUGUGAAGCGUUUCCAUGAGCCAGCCAAGGACAUUGGUUUCAAUGUAGCCGUAUUGCUCACCAACCUGUCCGAACACAUGCCCCACGAUUCCCGUCUGGCCACCUUCCUGAACCUGGCUGAGAGUGUCCUUAAUUAUUUUGAGUCAUUCCUAGGCCGCAUUGAGAUCAUGGGUGGUGCCAAGCGAAUUGAGAGGGUCUACUUCGAGAUCAGCGAGUCCAGCAGGACCCAGUGGGAGAAGCCACAAGUCAAGGAGUCCAAGCGGCAAUUCAUAUUCGAUGUAGUCAAUGAAGGCGGUGAGUCAGAGAAGAUGGAGCUCUUUGUCAACUUCUGCGAGGACACCAUUUUCGAGAUGCAGCUGGCCUCACUCAUCUCUGAGCCAGACGCCACCGAGCGGGCAGAGGAGGACGAGGAUUACUGGCAGAGUGUGGGUGAAGAGCCUGAGGAGGAGGAGGAGGAGUGCACACGGGAGUCCUCCUCAGCAUUUGCUGCAGCCUGUGUCUCAGCCAGGAGGAGUCUCUGUGGCCUGCAGAAGCUGCUCACCCUGCGGAGCAUGCGAAGGCAAUACAAGAAGUUCCGGAAGAUGAGCAUGAGGGAGACAGUACGUGGGUUCUUCUCCUUUUUCUGGAUGAUCUUCACGGGGCUGCUCCACUUCCUUCGCAACCUCGUGUGGGGCUUCUUCCACAUACUGUGGUCCACCAUGUUUGGCGGGGGCCUGGUGGAAGGCGCAAAGAACAUGAAGGUGACAGACAUCCUCGGCAACAUGCCUGACCCCACGCAGUUCGGCAUCCAUGGGGACGUCCUGGAGACAGAGAAGCUGGAGGCGAGUGAGGCUUCCUUGGUGGCAGAGAUCGGCCAAAUGGUGCAGGGCGAGCAGGGCGACAUGGACCUCAUGUCGGAGCUGCUGAUCAUCCAGCCCAAGAAAGAGGGGGGAAAGCAUGGGACUGAGCCUGGCCUGGGAGAUGUCUCUGAAGUGGUUGGGGCAGACUCUCCAUCCCUAGUUGCUGCUGUGCGGCAGAAAAAGGCCCAGGAAGCUGCAAGCAAGAAGGCAGUAGACACUGAAUCAAAAACAGAAUCUGAAAAAGCAGACACAGAGGAUGGCGAGAAGAAAGACCAAGACAAAGGCAAGGAAGAGUCUACCAUCGAACUCCCAUCAGAUGAAGAGAAGAGGCCAACUAAGAGGAGACAUGGACAGAAGAAGGAACAGCCAGAGGCCUUCAUGGCCAGCUUUUUUGCUGGCCUGGACAUCUACCAGACCAAGAUUUUAAAUUACCUGGCACGAAACUUCUACAACCUACGAUUCCUGGCCCUGUUUGUGGCAUUUGCCAUCAACUUCAUCCUGCUUUUCUAUAAGGUCACUGGUGAGGAGUCUGAGGAGGUGGACCCUUGGACCAGGAGAGGUGAUGAGGAAGAGGAAGGUGUUGUGGAGUAUUUUGUGCUACAGGAGAGCACUGGCUAUAUGGCACCUACGUUACGCUUUCUAGCUGUACUACACACUAUCAUCUCCUGCCUCUGUGUGCUGGGGUACUACUAUCUGAAGGUGCCCCUGGUGGUAUUUAAGCGGGAGAAGGAAAUUGCCAGAAAACUUGAAUUUGAUGGUCUUUAUAUCACUGAGCAGCCUUCUGAUGAUGACAUCAAAGGGCAAUGGGACAGACUUGUGAUUAAUACGCCAUCCUUCCCAAAUAACUACUGGGAUAAGUUCAUCAAACGCAAGGUGAUCAAUAAAUAUGGUGACUUGUAUGGGGCGGAGCGGAUUGCUGAGCUGCUCGGUCUGGACAAGAGUGCUCUGGACUUCAACCCCACUGAGGAGACUGUAAGCAAAGCGGCCUCCUUGGCAUCCUGGUUAAGUUCUAUCGACACCAAAUAUCAUAUCUGGAAAAUGGGCGUGGUGUUCACAGACAAUUCUUUCCUGUAUUUAGUGUGGUACACCACCAUGUCCGUCCUCGGCCACUACAACAACUUCUUCUUUGCUGCUCACCUGCUGGACAUCGCCAUGGGCUUCAAGACACUGAGGACCAUCCUCUCCUCAGUCACCCACAAUGGCAAACAGCUGGUACUAACUGUAGGACUGCUGGCUGUAGUAGUCUAUCUUUACACUGUAGUGGCCUUCAACUUCUUCCGAAAGUUCUACAACAAGAGUGAAGACGAGGACGAGCCAGACAUGAAAUGUGACGAUAUGAUGACCUGUUAUCUGUUCCACAUGUAUGUGGGUGUGCGUGCCGGUGGUGGAAUAGGGGAUGAGAUCGAGGACCCAGCUGGAGACCCCUACGAACUUUACCGCAUCCUCUUCGACAUCACAUUCUUCUUCUUUGUCAUCGUCAUCCUCCUGGCCAUCAUACAGGGUUUGAUAAUUGAUGCAUUUGGAGAAUUGAGAGACCAGCAGGAGCAGGUCAAAGAAGACAUGGAGACCAAAUGCUUCAUCUGUGGCAUUGGAAAUGACUACUUUGACACCACUCCACAUGGCUUUGAGACACACACUUUACAAGAGCACAACUUGGCCAACUACCUGUUCUUUCUCAUGUAUCUCAUCAACAAGGAUGAGACUGAGCACACAGGCCAGGAGUCCUACGUGUGGAAGAUGUACCAGGAGCGGUGCUGGGACUUCUUCCCGGCUGGAGACUGCUUCCGCAAGCAGUACGAAGACCAGCUGGGCUAGAGCCUUCAGCCGUCUCCACCAAGCCAGCAGCCAUGCACAAACUGCUCUGCUCGCAUUUGGAUUCUGACCACUGACACCCCUCCAACCACCUAACAAAUUGGCCUUUGCGGUUGCAUACCAACUUGUGGGAGGAGCUGAGAUGCCAGUAUUUGUUUUAGUAUGACAUAAUAUGAUAUGUCGGCAUCAGAAGUCCCAGUUGUUACCUCUGUUGACAGUGCCAAUGUGAAGGAGACUCGUCUUGUGAUUCUCAAACCCUUAUCUUGAAAUUUGGGAGGGUUUUUUCCCCUUUUUUUCUUGGAAAGACAAGCAAGUAAAAAAUAACAUGUUGCCUUUCUUGCGCAUAACCCUGGAAACAUUGCACAAUGUUUUUACGUCUUUUGAGAGCUGCAGGGUUGUGUUGGGUUAUUAAACAACAUGUGAGUCUGUUUCCUGAUAUGCACAAGAAUACUAUUUCAGUUUUUGGAGAGAAUGGAGAUUAAAUAGAUGCCAAAAGUGAGGGAGAAUUAUGUGAAGAGUACAUGCAUUUAUGAGAUGUGUUCAGAU